Molecule: messenger RNA, 2859 nt
Organism: Didymodactylos carnosus
Lineage: Eukaryota; Metazoa; Rotifera; Eurotatoria; Philodinida; Philodinidae
Source: the annotation of a GenBank genome assembly
AUUUUUGACUUUUAUGAUAGGUAAAUGAGGAUGAAAACAAAGCGGGCUAAAAAUAUCUUUGACGUCAUUUUGUAGGGCUCGAUGAGUACUACAAAUGAGAGUAAAAUGAAAAAACUCGACUGAAGACUUUCUGGGCUAGAAGGACCGAAAGUUGGGUAUUUUCAAAAUGGGGUCUUCACAGAUGGACGCCAUACUCAAAGAGGUAGAUAGGUAUUGAGUUCAUUCUUUUUCCAUUAGAUUAGGCAGCUCUUCAGCUUCGUUUUCAUCUAUAAUAAAAGAACUCUUCAUUUUGUUUUGCGUUCAGAAGAGAUAAAAUACUGAAUGCCGUUUUCUCAUUGUGCAGCUACUUCAUGACAGUUGCCAUGUCCCUGUGAUCGUCGUAAGACAGGUUUUUAAUAACAGUACUUGUACUAUUCGAACUGCUCGUUCGUGUGGUAUCUCCAACGGUGGUGUCAGCUGUUUAGAUGCAGAGAAACCCACGAUCAAAGUGGCGCUAUUAUAGGAAAGAUUGAAACUUAGCACCCCUAAAUCGCAUGUAGAAUAUGACUUUUGCACGGGAGAGUUGGGGGCUUUUAUGUAAUUUUCUAUGUCCUACACUAAAAGAGUAUCGACAUUUUUGAGGCUUUUAUGUCAUAUAAUGGUGGGCGGAUCUGAAUGGAAAUACCCACCAAUCCUCGCAUCUUUUUUUCUGUGUCAGUUUUAAAAAUUUCAACAUUAAUGGUACCUAUUUGUCGUAAAAUGUCUUUUUAACAAACAACACUGAUAAUUUUUAACGUAUAAAUCCAUUUUGCUCUUGGUUGACUUGCCAACAUUCGCGUGUUAUAUUAGCUCGUUUGUUUUUCAGAGUCUCUUCUGAUUAUGAGUUUAAUAUCAAAAAUUCAGUACAGUUUAUUUCAUAAGUUCAAAGCAUCCACAGUUAAAUACAUCACACGUUCUCUAGCUGUACAAACACAAGAAAAACGGAAUACUGAAGCAAAGCAUUCUAACGGAGCACAUGUUGCUUCAAAUUAUAAAAUAAUCGAUCAUACGUAUGAUGCUGUUGUCGUGGGAGCUGGUGGAUCUGGAUUACGAGCAGCAUACGGAUUAUCAACAGCCGGUUUCAAAACAGCCGUAAUUAGUAAACUGUUUCCAACACGAAGUCAUACAGUUGCGGCACAAGGUGGUAUAAACGCAGCGCUCGGAAAUAUGGAACCAGAUGAUUGGCAUUGGCACAUGUAUGAUACAGUUAAAGGUUCAGAUUGGUUAGGAGAUCAAGAUGCAAUUCAUUACAUGGCAGAAGAAGCACCGAGAGCUAUUGUCGAAUUAGAAAAUAUCGGUAUGCCAUUUAGUCGUACUAAAGACGGUAAAAUUUUACAACGUUCAUUUGGUGGACAAUCGUAUAAUUAUGGUCGAGGUGGACAAGCCAGACGGACUUGUUGUGUUGCCGAUAGAACGGGACAUGCAAUGUUACACACACUUUAUGGUCAAUCGUUAAAAUAUUCUACAGAUUAUUUCAUUGAAUAUUUUGCCCUUGACUUAAUUAUGAACAAAGAUGAAUGUGUGGGUGUUGUUGCAAUGAAUCUUGAAGACGGCACAAUACAUCGAUUUCAUGCCAAUAAUACCGUGUUAGCUACUGGAGGCUAUGGUCGUGCUUAUUUUUCAUGUACGUCGGCUCAUACGUGUACCGGUGAUGGAAAUGCUUUAGUAACAAGAGCAGGGUUAACAAAUCAAGAUAUGGAAUUUGUACAGUUUCAUCCAACUGGUAUAUAUGGCGCUGGUUGUCUAAUAACAGAAGGUAGUCGUGGUGAAGGUGGAAUUUUGAUAAAUAAAAAUGGAGAAAGAUUUAUGGAACGUUAUGCACCUGUGGCUAAAGAUUUAGCAUCGAGAGAUGUUGUAUCACGGUCAAUGACCGUUGAAAUUAGAGAAGGAAGAGGUGUUGGACCAGAGGGUGAUCACAUCUAUUUACAACUGAGUCAUUUAGAUCCAAAAUUGUUACAUGACCGUUUGCCAGGGAUUAGUGAAACGGCACGCGUUUUUGCCGGUGUCGAUGUUACCAAAGAGCCAAUACCCGUUUUACCCACUGUUCACUAUAAUAUGGGUGGAGCACCAACAAAUUAUAAAGGACAAGUACUACAAACAGAUAAAGAUGGAAAAGAUCGUAUUGUUAAAGGAUUGUAUGCUUGUGGAGAAUGUGCAUCAGCUAGUGUCCAUGGAGCAAAUCGAUUAGGAGCAAAUUCAUUACUGGAUUUAGUCGUAUUCGGACGAGCAUGUGCGUUGACCAUAGCCGAUGAACAUAAACCAGGAGAAAAGUUUUCAGAGUUACCACAGAAUGCUGGUGAAUCAUCGUUAGCUAAUUUAGAUAAAGUAAGAGGUGCUGCAAAUGGAACAAUAACAACAGCACAAUUAAGAAUAAAAAUGCAAAAAACUAUGCAAAACCAUGCUGCUGUGUUUCGUGAUGGUACAACAUUAAAAGAAGGAUGCAACAUAAUGGAUGAUAUAUUUCAAGAACAGAAAGAUCUGAAAAUUCAUGAUCGUGGUCUUAUUUGGAACACCGAUUUAGUUGAAACAUUAGAAUUGCAAAAUUUAUUAUUAUUAGCAGUACAAACCAUCCACUCAGCUGAAGCAAGAAAAGAAAGUAGAGGAGCACAUGCAAGAGAAGAUUAUCCACAUCGAAUUGAUGAAUAUGAUUACACUGAUUUGGAAAAAAAUCCUAUUGCUAACCAAAAGAAAAAACCAAUUGAGCAACAUUGGAGAAAACAUACGCUAUGUUACACCGAUCCACAAACCGGAAAAACCACACUGACGUAUCGUCCAGUUACUGAUAAAACGUUAGACGAAUCAAAAUGUGCGAGUGUACCGCCGAAGCCAAGAGUUUACUAA